AUGGGUAAUUUAAUCGAAUUCAAAACUUGGCCGAGAAAGCAGAGGUUAUUUCAUGAAGUUACAAGUGGUGGAAUAUCAUUCUGGCUCAAAUCACGUGGAUACUCUGUAGUGGGCUUGGCAACGAAACCGUAUGAGGAGUGUGUUUAUGAGCUCACAAUAGAACCAGGUAGGUGUGACCUGCUGUCCAACGGAAAAGUCUGUUCUACAAAUGCAGUUUCUAAUAUUUUGAGAAAUGAAUUUAAUAAACUUUGGAUUUUAUGGAAACAUAACACCAUUGUCUUCGGGUCGUCGUCGGAAGUCGGAAGUACAGUAGUUCUCAGAUGGCAAUGUGCUGUGAAGAAUCUCAUCAAAUAUGUUACAUUCUAUAGUGAUUUGGGGAUGGCAGAAUGGAAGUGUUAUUUGCCUCUGGUUGCUACAAUAGAAAACCUACCAUUGAGAAGAUUACAAGGUGGACAACCGCGCUGGGUUCUGGUUAAAGACAACACUGAACUCCCAGACGGAGCCCUGAUCGGAGGCUAUGAGAAUGAAUUCCUUUACAUCAUGAGGACGCCGUUCAGAGGUUCAUUAACUCAAGGGAAAUUUGUGCCAAGUCUUGGACUUGGAUUUAUUGCAUGGAAGUAUGAGAGCUAUACGUGUGACGCAGUAGAGAUAUUAUGUGGCUACAACUGCACCUGGGUCCCGAGCAACGUUGAUGAGGUGCCAAAAGGUGCGGUGGAAGGAGGUUUCACGGAGGUGGAUCAUGAGACCAUGUAUGUGGGCCGAGUGCAUUACAAAGGGCACCUCAUUGUUGGAAAAAUAGUACCUUCUCACAAGUGCUGCUAUUUUGCUUAUAAUGACAAAGCGAUGUUGGAGAAUAACUUUGAAGUGCUAGCGGUGUACGUACCAGCAGAUGACCUAACGGACCCCGCACCCGCGACCACUUUCGCUCAUCUAGACGCCACCACGGUACUGUCCCGGGCGAUCGCCGAGCUAGGGGUAUAUCCCGCGGUGGACCCCCUGGACUCGACGUCCAGAGUGAUGGACCCUAACAUCAUAGGGCCAGAGCAUUAUGGUGUGGCGAGAGGUGUUCAAAAGAUUUUACAGGACUACAAGUCGUUACAAGAUAUAAUAGCCAUUUUGGGCAUGGACGAGCUGUCUGAAGACGACAAGAUGACUGUGGCAAGAGCUAGAAAGAUACAGCGGUUCCUCUCACAGCCUUUCCAGGUCGCGGAAGUGUUCACUGGUCACAUCGGGAAAAUGGUGAAGCUCGAAGAAACUAUAAAAGGUUUUAAACAGAUUUUGAAUGGCGAGUUGGAUCAUAUUCCUGAAGCAGCUUUUUACAUGGUCGGUACUAUAGAAGAUGUCAUUGCCAAGUCUCAAUCUUUGGCCAAGAACAUA
This is a messenger RNA of Brenthis ino (lesser marbled fritillary), 1377 nucleotides long. The record is from the annotation of a GenBank genome assembly. NCBI's taxonomy places the organism in Eukaryota, Metazoa, Arthropoda, Insecta, Lepidoptera, Nymphalidae.